Prunus persica (peach) is the source of this 2668-nucleotide messenger RNA. RefSeq names its product transcription factor AS1. The record is from RefSeq and is a predicted model, not a curated record. The transcript is spliced from 2 exons. NCBI's taxonomy places the organism in Eukaryota, Viridiplantae, Streptophyta, Magnoliopsida, Rosales, Rosaceae. The coding region runs from base 776 to 1846 and encodes 356 amino acids.
AUUAUGAUCCACCCAACGACGCCAAAUGACACAAAGGAGGAGAUAUAUGCGCUGAAAUCGAGCGUACGCGUCUCUCUCUCUGUCUCUCUCUAGCAAAAGUUUGCAGCCUUUUUAGUUUUCAUUUUGAUUUUUAUGUUUUUAUGUUUUUAUGUGUGUGAGUAUUGAAUUGUCGUUGAGUCGUUGAGGCAGGGGCCAUGGUUGGUGAAGAUGACACACAACACAGUACUGGAGCAGUAGAGUAGACCUUAGCUUUUCUUUUCUUGUUUGUUUUAUUUAUUUUUUAUUUUGUUUUGUGGCUUGAUGAUAUUGCAAAUUCCCCUUAAAACGACGUCAUCGGCUGGGCUGUGGUCUGCAUUUGCCUCCUUGGCGCUCCAUUCGCGUGCCCUCCUUUUACGCUCUCUGUCAGAUCUCUCUCCUCCCUCUCUCUCUCUUCACAUAAGUCUAGUCUCUUCUGUCCUUUUUUUUUUCUCUCUCUCUCUCUAGCCUGGGAUUUUUUCUCCCUCUAGGGUUGUUUUGGAGUUUGAGUCUCCACCCUUUUUCAUUCUCCCUCUCUUUAGCAAAAACAAAAUUUUAUCUUUCUCUGUUUCCUCAUCCCAACAACAGUCGUAUUAUUAUUAUUAUUAGCAGUUUGGUUGGAGGAGAUGCGUCGAAGACCAAGCUUGGUUCUUUGGUGCAGUUAAGCAGACAUUGGAAGAUGGACUAACAUGGUGAUUUCUGGAUUCCAGAUACAUUAUGAAGCGUUUCGGUUUGAAGCAAUGGGCAGUUGUAUUUGGUCAUGGAAAUGAAGGAGAGACAACGUUGGAGAGCUGAAGAGGACGCUUUGUUACGUGCGUAUGUGCAGCAAUAUGGACCAAGGGAGUGGAACCUUGUAUCACAGCGCAUGAAUACGCCCCUAAACAGGGAUGCCAAAUCUUGCUUAGAAAGGUGGAAGAAUUAUCUCAAGCCCGGCAUCAAGAAGGGAUCACUUACUGAAGAGGAGCAGCGCCUUGUCAUUUGCCUUCAAGCCAAACACGGUAAUAAAUGGAAGAAAAUUGCGGCUGAAGUCCCUGGACGUACUGCUAAGAGAUUGGGUAAGUGGUGGGAAGUGUUCAAAGAGAAGCAGCAGAGAGAACAGAAAAACAAUAAGACAGUUGACCCUGUUGACGAGGGUAAAUACGAUAGAAUUCUUGAAACUUUUGCUGAGAAGCUAGUGCAGGAGCGUGCUGCCCCCUCAUAUCUCAUGGCUACUUCAAAUGGGUCCUAUCUUCAUACUGAAACAUCUUCUCCUGCGCCUACGAUGCUUCCUCCUUGGCUUUCUAAUUCCAAUGUGACCUCCAAUGUCAGGCCACCAUCUCCGUCUGUUACCCUGAGUCUGUCUCCAACAGUUGCACCCUCUCCUCCAAUCCCUUGGCUGCAGCCUGAUAGAGGAUCAGAUAAUAGUAUUGUUUUGGGCAAUAUGCCACAUCAUGGCUCAGUUCCUGUUUGUGGAGAGAACCUUGUAAUAUCUGAGUUGGUAGAGUGCUCAAGAGAGUUGGAGGAAGUGCACCGUGCUUGGGCAGCGCAUAAAAAGGAAGCAUCCUGGAGGUUAAGGAGAGUAGAAUUGCAACUGGAAUCGGAGAAGGCUUGUCGGAGGAGGGAGAAGAUGGAAGAGAUUGAGGCGAAGGUGAAAGCUCUAAGGGAAGAGCAGAAGGCUGCUCUGGAUAGGAUUGAAGCAGAAUACAGGGAACAAUUAGCAGGGCUAAGGAGAGAUGCCGAAGCAAAGGAACAGAAGUUGACCGAGCAAUGGGUUGCAAAGCAUUUGCGUCUCUCCAAGUUUCUUGACCAGAUGGGUGGCAGGCCAAGGCUGGCUGAGCCUAAUGGCCGGUGAGAGAUAUCUGUUAUACAUGGUCAGUUUAGAUCGUAUGAGGUCCGAAUUUCGGUUUUCUGUUUUGUUUAUCAUUUCUCUUUCGGUCUUGUGUGCAUCCUCUGAUCAAAUGCUGUUAUAGGGUGUCUAAUUACUUAUACUGUGCCUAUUGGCCUGGACCGAAUGACUCUAAGGUGGCAUUGCAUUAUCAUUUCAGCAGCUAUAUUACAAUUGUAUUUUAACUGUUUUCAGGGAAAACUUAUGUUUCCACAUUUCAAAUAGACGAGAGAUAUGAUGCAACUCAUUGUUUUAGAAUUGGUUUCUGGAGAAUCAACAGACAAGUCCAAUCCAUUACAAAUGCAGAGGUUUGGGCCCAAUAAUUCAUCACCUUUAUUAGGACUCAUGAUAACAUGUGGUCAUUGGGGCUCCACUCAUCACUCUCAGGCCUCAGCAUCUGUGAGGACCCAUGUUAUGUCUAUGUGGUUUGGAACUGUCGCGAAGCCUGGAGUCUUCUUGUUCCCUGCAUGAACAGACAAUAGCAUCAAAUGACACAUCACUUGAGGAAUGUUAACGACAGUCGUUCAUCGAUUGAGGAAUGUUAACGACAGUUGUUCACGCGAUCCCUUAAUAUGUUUCACAUACAUUAACAUAUGGCAAUCACCAGUACUCUUCCUAAAUUGACCAUAGAAAGAAGAAUCCCCACCACCUUGUAAUGCCUCAGUUCUUGCCUGAUUUCAGUUACUUAAAUUGUAAUGCACCUCUCGGCCGCCUUGAGUGAUUGGAGUCGCUUUCUUGUAAGGGUCACAGAAAUGAAUUUUAAAUCCCAAUCUUUGGUUUCUAAUUUAA